Molecule: messenger RNA, 1451 nt
Organism: Striga hermonthica
Lineage: Eukaryota; Viridiplantae; Streptophyta; Magnoliopsida; Lamiales; Orobanchaceae
Source: the annotation of a GenBank genome assembly
AUGAGGAGGUUAACAAUCUUCCUAAGUCUCUUCUUCGCGAUUUGGCUCAACCGGUGAUUGGGCCAGUGACUUCGUGCAUCCGACUGGGGACAACAGCUCGGAACUACGAGCUCAAAACCAUCCACUACAACCAACUCCCAUCCUUCCAUGGUCUUCCCAAUGAAGAUCCACUUCAUUUCAUGCGUGAAUUCUAUAAUGUCCUCCAAACAUUUCCACUCCACGGACUAAAUGAGGACCAAUUGAAGAUGAGGUGUUUUCCAGAAACACUCAAGGAUCGGGUUAAGGCGUGGCUGAUGACACUUGAUCCAAACUCUCUUACCACUUGGGAGCAAGUGUACACGAAGUUCAUCGGGAGGUACUACUCCCAAGUGUGGGAACGCUUCAAGGACCUACAGAGACAGUGCCCACAUUACAAUCUUCCUCCGGCCCUUUUGAUGAAUGGCUUUUAUGAUUCUCUCCACCAGAACCUUCAGUACAUGGUGGACAAUGCAGCUGGUGGGGACAUCUGGGCGGGAACAGCAGAGGAGAUGAUGGAUAUCUUUGAGGCGUUGAGUUCUAACUCGUCUCAAAAGAGCAGUCGAGGGAAGAGAGCGGUGGUGAACGAGGCAUCUCCAAGGCAGGACAUGAUGGCCCAUCAGAUAGCCAAGCUUACGGAGCAAAUGCGACUAAUGAAUGCUCGGACAAUGCAGCCAGUACAAACCAUGGCAGUUGAUACAUGCGGAGCUUGUGGAGCUCAAGGGCACAGGUCGGAGGUGUGUCCAUCGGCAUUCGAUCAGGACCUUGGAGAGCAAUAUGCAAACGACUUGGUUACAAAGAAGAGGAAGUCUGGCGAUGGGGAGAAAGUAGUGGUUUAUGAGACGGCAAGUGCUAUGCAGCAUGACUUGCAUAAGAAGGAACGAGAUCCUGGGGGCUUCAUGAUUAAAAUAGCCCUCGGGAAUGGGAAAGAAGCUUCGGGUAAGCUAGACCUCGGAGCGGGAAUCAACCUCAUGCCAUUCUCUAUCUUCCAGCGGCUCGGUCUAGGAGAUUUGAGACCCACUCGCAUGUGCCUACAGCUCGCAGACCGUUCGAUUAGAUACCCCAAGGGGGUAGUGGAAGAUGUCCUUGUUCGAGUAGGGAGACUCAUAGUUCCGGUGGACUUUGUGGUGCUCGAUGUGGGGGACGUGCAUGAGAACGGGAAAGACCAUACCAUUCUUCUGGGCCAACCAUUCAUGGCUACCACCAAUACGCUCAUUGACGUGAAAAAUGGGACCUUGAACAUGACGGUCCUGGGCGAGUCUGUGUCAAUCUAUGUUCGAGAGGCCACAUCUGGCCCUUCGGCGAACUAUGUGGAGGAGUGCGCGUUCAUUGAUGUCAGUGACCCGCUCAUCGAAGAGAGGACCAUACGAGACUUGGAGGAGAGGUUGAUGCCCGGUCUCGAAGAGGAAAAAGGAUCAUUUAUUGAGCUGAUGGAG